Molecule: messenger RNA, 2552 nt
Organism: Saimiri boliviensis boliviensis (Bolivian squirrel monkey)
Lineage: Eukaryota; Metazoa; Chordata; Mammalia; Primates; Cebidae
Product: protocadherin alpha-C2
Biological process (GO): homophilic cell-cell adhesion
Cellular component (GO): plasma membrane
Molecular function (GO): calcium ion binding
Source: RefSeq, a predicted model, not a curated record
CAUAUUUACCAUAAUGCUGGAAAAAAUUUAUUGAAUAUGUACUUACAGAAAAGGGUGACUGCUCAUAGAAUACCUCAGGCGAGCGAUCCUUUAAAACUGAUUUUCCCAACUCAGAGGCCCUCAUUUUCUGCAAUGGUGAUUAUCUGGCCAAGAGGCCCGGGAUCCCAGCCUCUGCUGUUCUCGCUUUUGCUCCUCGCAGCCUGGGAGGUGGGGAGCGGUCAGCUCCACUACACCGUACCAGAGGAGGCCAAACACGGCACUUUCGUGGGCCGCAUCGCGCAGGACCUAGGGCUGGAGCUGGCGGAGCUGGUGCCGCGCCUGUUCCGGGUGGCGUCCAAAACACACGGGGACCUUCUGGAGGUAAAUCUGCAGAAUGGCAUUUUGUUUGUGAAUUCUCGGAUUGACCGCGAGAAGCUGUGCGGGCGGAGCGCGGAGUGCAGCAUCCAUCUGGAGGUGAUCGUGGACAGGCCGCUGCAGGUUUUCCAUGUGGAUGUGGAGGUGAAGGACAUUAACGACAAUCCGCCGGUGUUUAGAGAGAGGGAACAAAAGGUACCUGUUUCUGAAUCUGCGCCUCUGGACUCUCAUUUUCCUCUAGAGGGCGCUUCUGAUGCGGAUAUCGGCGUAAACUCUCUUUUGACCUAUACGUUAAGUCUAAACGAGCAUUUUGAGCUUAAAAUAAAAACAAAAAAAGAUAAAAGUAUACUGCCUGAAUUAGUUCUUCGCAAGUUAUUGGACAGAGAGCAAACGCCAAAGCUCGAUUUAUUGCUGAUGGUAAUCGAUGGCGGUAAACCACAGCUAACAGGGUCUGUUCAGAUUCAAGUAACCGUCCUGGAUGUGAAUGACAACGGUCCGGCGUUUGAUAAGCCCAGCUACAAAGUAGUUUUGUCUGAAAAUGUCCAAAACGACACGAAAGUGAUCCAACUAAACGCUUCCGAUCCAGACGAAGGACUGAAUGCAGAAAUUUCCUAUGGGAUCAAAAUGAUUUUGCCAGUGAGUGAGAAAUGUGUGUUUUCAAUAAAUCCAGACACAGGUGAAAUUAAAAUUUAUGGUGAACUGGAUUUUGAAGAGAAUAAUGCCUAUGAAAUUCAGGUUAACGCAAUUGAUAAAGGGAUUCCUUCCAUGGCAGGUCACAGCAUGGUCCUGGUGGAAGUUCUGGACGUGAAUGACAAUGUCCCUGAAGUAGUGGUUACUUCCCUGUCGCUCCCUGUGCAAGAGGAUGCUCAGGUGGGUACUGUCAUCGCCCUGAUCAGCGUGUCGGAUCGUGACUCUGGAGCCAAUGGACAGGUCAUCUGCUCACUGACACCUCAUGUCCCCUUCAAGUUGGUGUCCACCUACAAGAAUUAUUACUCAUUGGUGCUGGACAGCGCCCUGGAUCGUGAGACGGUGUCUGCCUAUGAGCUGGUGGUGACUGCGAGGGACGGGGGCUCCCCUUCGCUGUGGGCCACGGCCAGCGUGUCCGUGGAGGUGGCCGACGUGAACGAUAACGCGCCGACGUUCGCGCAGCCCGAGUAUACGGUGUUUGUGAAGGAGAACAACCCGCCGGGCUGCCACAUCUUCACUGUGUCGGCGCAGGACGCGGACGCGCAGGAGAACGCGCUGGUGUCCUACUCGCUGGUGGAGCGGCGGGUGGGCGAUCGCGCGCUGUCGAGCUACGUGUCGGUGCACGCGGAGAGCGGCAAGGUGUACGCGCUGCAGUCGCUGGACCACGAGGAGCUGGAGCUGCUGCAGUUCCAGGUGAGCGCUCGUGACGCGGGCAUGCGACCUCUGGGCAGCAACGUGACACUGCAGGUGUUCGUGCUGGACGAGAACGACAACGCGCCAGCCCUGCUGGCAACUGGGGCUGGCAUCGCGGGAGGUGCAGUGAGCGAGCUUGUACCGCGGUCUGUGGGUGCAGGCCACGUGGUGGCGAAGGUGCGCGCGGUGGACGCUGACUCCGGCUAUAACGCUUGGCUGUCCUACGAGUUGCAACCUGCGGCGGUUGGCGCGCUCAUCCCGUUCCGCGUUGGGCUGUACACGGGCGAAAUCAGCACGACACGCAUCCUGGACGAGGCGGACGCUCCGCGCCACCGCCUGCUGGUGCUGGUGAAGGACCAUGGCGAGCCCGCGCUGACGACCACGGCCACUGUGCUAGUGUCGCUGGUGGAGAACGGCCAGUCUCCAAAAGCGUCGUUGCGAGCCUCGGUGGGCGCUGUAGGUCCCGAAAUGGCGCUGGUGGAUGUCAACGUGUACCUGAUCAUCGCCAUCUGUGCGGUGUCCAGCCUGUUGGUGCUCACGCUGCUGCUGUCCACGGCGCUGCGGUGCUCUGCGCCUCCUACUGUGAGCGGGUGCGCCUCGGGCAAGCCCACACAGGUUUGCUCCAGCGCCGCGGGGAGUUGGUCUUACUCGCAGCAGAGGAGGCAGAGGUGUGCUCUGGAGAGGGCGCGCCCAAGACAGACCUCAUGGCCUUCAGUCCAAGCCUUCAGCUGUCUCGAGAAGAUUGUUUAAGUCCUCCCAGUGAACCACGACAGCCCAACCCUGACUGGCGUUACUCUGCCUCCCUGAGAGCAGGCAUG